AUGUCUAGCUCCUCCAAAGUCCUCACUGUUCGCGGAUUCCUCGACAGGACAGAAAACAACGACGUCGACGGUGCCCACCAAUACGUAACGGACGACUUUGUCUACGAGGAGUCCAAGCCCCUGGCCUUUCUUGGAGAGGGUCAUGAGGAUGAAGCUGUGCUCGACCGAGUCGGUUACAAAGCUCAUCUUGAGAAGAUUUAUAGCCAUAUUACAUACAAGGUCGCCAUAGACAAUAUUACCGAGAAUCCUCAGGCUGGAAAAGUCAUCGUCCACAUCAAGUAUCAACCGACAGUGAUAGCGUCACCGCCGAUGCCUCCCUAUGCUGGGGAAGCUUCGUUCAUUGGUGAAUAUAUGUUCGUCGGUGACAAGAUCAGUAAAGUGAAGGUGAUGUGGCCCCAAAGUUCGGUCCCCCCAGUGUGA
Molecule: messenger RNA, 420 nt
Organism: Suillus paluster
Lineage: Eukaryota; Fungi; Basidiomycota; Agaricomycetes; Boletales; Suillaceae
Exons: 4
Coding region: 1-420 (139 amino acids)
Source: RefSeq, a predicted model, not a curated record